Seminavis robusta is the source of this 3006-nucleotide messenger RNA. Lineage: Eukaryota; Bacillariophyta; Bacillariophyceae; Naviculales; Naviculaceae. The record is from the annotation of a GenBank genome assembly.
AUGAUGGAAGAAAACAAUCGAACAGACUCGCCCAACAAGGCUACAUUCAGUGCCAGCUAUAAUGGUGGUGAAGAUGGGGAGGUGAAGCAAAUGAAGGACAUCAGGAUCUCUGUCAUCAACUCUUGCGGAGUGCUCGAUGAUUCCAUGCGUAUGGAAGCCAGGGGGGACUCGGGAUUUUCCAAGGAAGAUGAAGACUCUGCUCCUAUGCAUGACCAGACAUCCCUUAAGCUGGGCACAAUAGCGGCUGUUAGGAUGGCUGUCAUCAACUCUUGCGGAGUGCUCGAUGACAGUUCCAACGUGAAUUCUAUGCGUAUGGAAGGAGGGGGAAACUCGGGAUUCUCCAACGAACUUGGCAAUAACGAACAAAUGAGCCCAGCAGGAAAAGGUGAAGCUGAGUGCGGGGCUGAUACUCGGAUGAAAACGUCUCGUUUUAGGGAUGCUCACGGCCAGAUGGUUGGAAUCGGGGUCCAGAAUACCCCUAGUAGAAACCCACGCAUGUUGGUCCAAUCCCGGCCUGGUGCCUUUCCUUGCACCGGCAUCCUUUCCCCGCAGAACGAGAGUAGUAGUGGGACAACUGAAACAGAAGCAAACACAGAUGUGGAAGCACCGACCGGAGACGUGACGGAGAUGCAAAGGCUGUCCAUUGCAAACCUUGUGCCUGAAGAUGACGAUAGAUCUGAUCUGCAGCAAGCACAAGCAGUGGACGUGAAUGCACUGCAGGAGAGCAAUCAUGAGCGACACGAGCAACGAAAGAUACUGGGACUGGCAUUCCGGGUGGCUGGCAUUGGUGGAAUCCUUUUCUUUGUGAUUGUCUUGAUCCUGUCAUUGUGGUUGAGGCACGAACAGCAGGAAACUGCAAAACCCAUGUCUCCGGAAGCCACAGGAACGCAACCUCCUGUUGUUCAGACUUUCAGAGAGCACAUCAUGUCCCUCCUCCCAAGCGACACUAUAGCGUAUGUCCUUCAAGACCACACCAUCCAGCAUAGUGCCUUCCAGUGGCUUAUCCAAGAUCCCAACAUUAAUAGCGCCUAUUCUGAUGCCCGUAUCCUACAACGCUUUGUCCUGGCCACAUUCUACCUCUCCACUGGUGGUGCCUAUUCCAACGAAACUAUGAGCUCUUCAUCUUCUGCAUCUUCUAAAUCAUCCCUUUCUUCCUGGUCUAAUGAGGACAAGUGGCUCUCCUAUCACCACCAUGAAUGUGAUUGGUGGGCACACAAUACAUCAUCACUGUAUGGCGUACCAGAAGAACAGUAUAAUCUUCUCUACAAUUUCAGUGGAAAUCCUUGUGAUUCAGAUGGGAACUACCAGCACCUUUGGUUGUGGCAAAAUGGGCUGAGGGGGAACCUCCCACCAGAGCUAUAUCUGCUGACCAAUCUCUGCAGCAUCACGAUUGACAGGAACGAACUUGCAGGAACCAUUUCAUCUCAGAUUGGUCAUCUGCGGGAGUUGGAGGCACUGGCACUUUUCCGUGCAGACUUGACAGGAACUCUGCCCUCUGAGGUAGGCCUUUUGACACAGCUGUCCUUUCUUUGGCUCAUGAGCAAUGAGAACCUGGGAGGGACUAUCCCAUCAGAAUAUGGUCAGCUGUCCAAGUUGCAGUACUUUCUUGUGGACAGCGCAAGUCUUACAGGAAGCAUCCCAACUGAAGUUGGCAAUCUAUCUGAUUUGAUUUGGCUAUUCUUGUACGAUAACGAACUGACUGGCUCGUUCCCAACAGAAAUGGGCAGGAUGCAGGCACUAGAUACCUUGUGGAUUUGGAUGAAUGAGAUUUCUGGGCCUAUACCAUCCGAGUUUGGUCUCCUGGGAAAGACGCUGGGACACAUGGCCAUUGAUGUGAAUCCAUUGGAAGGUUCACUCCCCACAGAGCUCGGGCGUCUAUCCACACUGACACUGCUCCAUGUGUCUGACUCAAAACUGACAGGCACGCUCCCGACGGAGCUAGGCCUUCUUGGCAAUCUAACUUCAGUCACAAUCAACACUUGUGAUCUGUCUGGGACGUUGCCUAGCGAAGUGGGACUCCUGACCAAUGCAUUCCGCUUCUGGAGCUGGAACACUCACUUCACCGGAACCAUUCCAACAGAGUUUGGUCAUUUGGCAGCCAUGGAAACGAUGGCAUUCGAUGACAACGGUCUGGUGGGGUCGCUGCCAUCUGAACUUGGAUUGCUGUCCAACCUCUCCCACCUGUAUUUCACUGCCAACAUGCUCACUAGCUCAGUUCCAACAGAGAUGGGCCAGUUGUCAAAGCUUGAUGGAAAGCUCUGGUUGCAGUCGAACCAGUUAACAGGGCCAAUCCCCAGUGAACUAGGUCUGCUUCAGAAUGUUUCAGAACUAUUGCUGCAUGACAACAGGUUCACAGGAUCAGUGCCAUUUGAACUUGGAAGCUUGGAGCAGCUGAAAGUUUUGGCAAUCUUCAAUAACAGUGAGCUCAAGGGGACUAUUCCUCCAAGCCUCUGCAUUCUCACUUCUUGGGAUACACCAGCAAUUGUGGAGUCGAAUCAAGGGGGUAUCCAAGUGGACUGUGAAAAGGUGGAAUGUCCAUGCGUAGAUAUUUGUGUUUGCUCCUAACGGUGCAUUGGAAUAGUUGCUUCUGGGCGCUUCAACUGUUUUAAAAGGAGGGUCAUCAAAUGGAAGUGUUCACUGCGUUAGCACUAUACAUUUUAUACUUAAUUCAUUUUAGCAAGGAUUUCACGGAAACAACUAUAGUUCUGAUUUGGCACGCCAGCCGCUCAAGAGGUAAAGCAAACAGAGUACAGAGGGUAAAGCUUGGAGUAAAACCCAACUAAGGUAGGUAGAUCUCCAUGGUCUGGAAUCUCUUCACAGCUGGCAUAGACUAGGCAGGUAACACAAUAAAUGUGGUUGGUCUUGCGCUGCUCCCUGUACUCUGGGAUUUCUUCCAUCGACCUCCGAACCCUGGCCCUGGCCCUUGCCAGGCAGAGCAAUGCCCGGCUCGUUCUAAAGAUUAUUGGCUUGCAGAUAACAGUGAUUUGCUAUUCCCAUUGAUCCUUU